GCCGAACGUAGAGCCCGUGCUCUCGCAGCAUCGAGAGAAGCAGCAAACCUUGCAGAUAGGGAGCAGGCUGCCGCAGCAGCCACGACAACAGUAAUGGCUACCAUAGCAGCAACCUCUGCUGCAACUUCGGCUGCGUCCUCGUAAGGAACCUAGUUGGGAAUGCCAACGGGGUCCCCGGGUAUCUCCACUUCACUAGGGUCUAGGUCGUCUACAAGUCAAAUGACGGGCGUGGAGGUCAGCCCGUUGACUCCUCGCGAGAGGGAGCUCAGGGAGCUUCAACAAGUCGAAAGGAUCCGUGAAAGAUUAGAGAGGGAACUGAAACAGGCUACCGACAGAGAAAAGGAGAUAAAAAAUAGAACAGCCAGGCUUGAUACUCUAGAGACUGACAAGGCUGAGUUGGAGGGCUUGGACGAUUCAGGAAUGAAUGAGCCCAUGAAGGUGUUGAGGAAUAACAUGUUGUCACUGCAUGCGCAUGUAGACAGCAGGUUGGACUUCAUGCAGAACACUUUAGACCAGAUCUUGGACGCUUUGACAAGGCCAGGAUUCCGACCACCAGCACAAUCGCCGUUGCCGUUAACAGCGAUGUCAGGUCCCUUUCCUGUACAAGCUGGCACACAUCCAAGUGGAUUGAGUGUUUCCAUUAAUUUCAUGGACACCCUGGUGACCAGCAAGAGUGGUAAGAGGGACAUUUUCGUCAUCAUUGAUAGAUUCACCAAGUACGCUAGACUAAUACCAAUGCCAGAGAGAGCCAGGACAGAAUAUGUCAUCAAGUUGUUCAAGGACAACUGGGUAAGGGACUUUGGUUUACCAAAGACCAUCAUUAGUGACCGAGACGUCCGCUUCACAAGUGAACUGUGGAAGAGGACUGCAGAACAGAUGGGCAGUCAACUCCAAAUGACUUCAGGGAAUCAUCCCGAAGCCAACGGACAAGCCGAACAAAUGAACAGAGUGGUACAGCACUUGCUGUGGCAUUACAUCAAGCCCAACCAAGAUGAUUGGGAUGAGCAGUUGCCUCUCAUCGCCAGCUUGUACAACAAUGCUAUUCAUAGUAGUACCGGCGUUAGUCCUAACCAGUUGCACUUGGGAUGGAAGCCUAAAUCAGCACUAGACUUCCUCCUACCUGAAAACCAACCUGCUGCAACUCCAAGCACACUUGAAUACGGUGUGCAAUAUGAGAAGUUGUUGCGCGAGGCUGUUGAACGUAUGAAGAAAGCUCAGCAAGCCAUGAUUGCUUCUGAGAAUCAACAUCGCAGACAGUCCACAUUUCAGGUGGGGGAACGUGUCUGGGUCAAGGCUAGUGAGUUAGGACAGGAGUUCGGAAUAUCUCGUAAACUAAUGCCUCAAUACUUUGGUCCCUGGGAAGUCUUGGAUGUAGUGGGAGAUGAAAUGGAUGGUCCUACGUACGUCAUUCGUGUCCCUGGUCAUCUACGCACUCACCCAGUUUUUCAUGCCUCAAAGCUUGCACCUUKCGCUGAGACAGAUCAAUUCCCUUUCAGGAGAUCGAUGCUGCCCCCAACCAUGGAUGGUCAAGUUGACAUCGACGACAUUGUGGAUCACAGGGACAUGCCUGUUCCAAAGCUGCUGGGCCGAGGAAGACCUCCCAAGCCCAARAGAGAGUACCGCGUCAGAUUCAGGCAUCACACGGAUCCAAAAGAAGAUCGUUGGUUUACCAGGGAGGAACUGAUUGACACAGCUCCUCAGGUGGUGGCAGACUAUGAGAAGAAACUAAAAGGGAAGGCGCCUGCGAAGUUUGGACUCCUUACGGUUCAGAAUCUGCUUCCGGUUACUGCUCCUUCCAAUUCUGGGUCUGCCUCUGGCGCUGUUCUGGCUUUGAUUUUGGGUCUGGUUCUGGUUUUGAUUUUUAGUUCUUUCCAGUUCUGGUUCUGGUUCAACAAGAGGCUUCUAGUUCUCGUUACGGUUUCGGUUGCUACUUGUUCUGGUUCUGGCUCUGGCUCUGGUUCUGGUUCUGGUUCUGGCUCUGGCUCUGGCUCUGGCUCUGGCUCUGGUUCUGCUCUGGCUCUGGCUCUGGCUCUGGUUCUGGUUCUGCUUCUGGUUCUGCUCUGAGUGAGUAUCAUGCCAGUGAAGUAUUGGUGGUGGUGCGCCGAGUGGUGCGGCGCUAAGGCUUUGGAAGGACUAGAACAGCUGGUCUUGACUGC
Molecule: messenger RNA, 2156 nt
Organism: Chara braunii
Lineage: Eukaryota; Viridiplantae; Streptophyta; Charophyceae; Charales; Characeae
Source: the annotation of a GenBank genome assembly